Messenger RNA from Adineta steineri, 1044 nucleotides. NCBI's taxonomy places the organism in Eukaryota, Metazoa, Rotifera, Eurotatoria, Adinetida, Adinetidae. The record is from the annotation of a GenBank genome assembly.
AUGAAUAAUACAUCUGCAGAAUUUAUUCGUGUUUAUAUUAUUUCUCGUUAUUUUUAUUUAAUUAUUUUUGUUAUUGGUAUGUUGGGUAAUAUAUUUAAUUUAGUUGUUUUUUGCCGAAAAAAAUUUCGUUCAAAUUCAUGUUCUUUAUAUUUUAUUGCUUAUUCAAUUAAUAAUUUUAUGAAUUUAACAAUUGGUUUAUUACUUUGGUCAUUAACUCUUGGUUUUCAUUACGAUUGGGAAUAUAAAAUAUUGAUUUAUUGUAAAAUUCGUCGAUAUUUUACACAUGUCAAUUUUCUUCUAUCAUCCUGUUUAUUAACAAUGGCAUCAAUAAAUCGUUAUGCACGUGUACGUCAAGCUCAAUUAACAGAAAAUCGUGAUAAAUAUAUAUUAUUUUGUAAACGUCGAACAACCUAUAUUAUUAUAAUUUCAAUAAUUAUCUUUUGUCUAAUUGCUAAUAUACAUAUACCAAUAUUUUUUGAACUUCAUCAUGGUGCAUGUUAUGCACGUGAUGGUACUUAUCAUCUUUUAUUUGAUAUUUUUUUUCUUAUUUUCUAUGCAAUCUUACCACCGUUAUCCAUGAUUAUAAUUAAUAUAGUAACUGUUAUACAAAUUAGACGUAUUAAAAGAUUAGUUCAUCCAACCGUAUCACGUCGUGAAUAUCAUCUUAUUCUUCUUGUUAUUACACAUAGUGUUUCCAAUGCCAUUUUUACAUUACCAUUUACAAUUAAUAAAUUUAUCUAUUAUAUGUGUAAGAAUAGAAUUACAGAAGAAAAUAAUCAACUUGCUUUUACAAUAACAUUAUUAAUUGCAUUUAUGAAUCCGGGUUUAUCAUUUUUUCUAUAUACAUUAACAACACCAUCUUUUCGAGAUGAAUUUAUUCGAGCUUGUAGAGAUGUUUUGAAAAAAAUAAAGUUAUAUCUUAGCCAUAGAAAUGCAAUUAAUAAUCAAACACAACAACCUAUUAGAGAUGAUUCCAUUUUUUCAUUAUCGAUGGUAUCACAAAGGAUAAACUCAACAUCAUCAGUAUCAUCAGACCAAAGUUAA